AAAAAAAAAAAAAAAAAGACUGCGCGCAAGGUAAGGAGCGGGAGACUGAGGCAGGAAGGUUGGAGCUGGCCAGGGGCCACCCGCCAAAUGUCACCCGGGGGUGCGCGUGGGCGGGGGCAAAGCUUCAGCGCUUGGCUGGCGGUUGGUCCUGCGCUGGCGGUUGGCCCUGCUCGCGGCUAGCAGGACCCCCUAGGUCUCGAGGGACGGAUUCUAAACCACUGCACGUUGCCCAGGAGACCCCAGUGAUGGCACUGUGGACUCGCCUGUAUGGCCGCGUCCUGGAAAGCUCUAGGGUGAUGCCCACCAUCAGUGAAGAAGGCCCUUCAGGAGGAAGUGAAAACCAUGGAUCUGGCUGCCCUUCACAACCAGAUGCAGAUUCCCAUUUUGAACAGCACAUGAUGUCCAUGCUAGAAGAAACAGACAUUGCUCAGAGCACACUGAUAGAGACUCAAGAAACAUUGGCGUUGACCCAGGGGAAAUUACUCGAGGUUGGUCAUGAGAGAGAUUCGUUGCAGAGACAACUCAAUACUGCGCUUCCACAGGAGUUUUCAACGCUUGCAAAAGAGCUCAACAUUUGCAGGGAACAGCUGCUUGAGAAGGAAAAAGAAAUUGCUGAACUGAAAGCAGAAAGGAACAACAUGAGGCUGUUCCUGGAACAUCUGGAGUUCCUUGUCUCCAGGCAUGAACGCUCUCUCGAAACGACUGUGAUGAAGCGGCAGGCGCGGUGUCCUGCAGGAGUGUCCACAGAGAUGGAAGUGCUAAAAGCACUGACAUUCUUAUUUGACCACCACAAGACCCUGGACGAAGAGGUGCGAGAGCAAUUACGUGUAGCACUGCAAAGGUGCAGCUUGCUGGAAGAGGAACUGGGCGCUACGCACAAGGAGCUAAUGACUCUUAAAAAACAGAAUAAUGAGAAAAAAUCACCAAGAGAUGGAGUGCUUGACCAUGAACAAGAAGAAACACCAAGCACUAAUGGAAAGUUGCUAGCUUGCAGAGAAGAAGAACGAGAUGACAAGACAACGAUAAAAUGUGGAACUUCCCCUCUCUCCUCUCCGAAGUCCCUUCAGCUAGACAGGCUGCACACAGGGGCGUUGCAAAUAGUCAGCCACGAGGACAUCAGGGACAUGCAAAAAUCAAAAAGUGCCCAGGAUGGUCCUGUGAGCAAUCCCAGUAGCAGUGACAGCAGGCAGGACUCGCCCCACAAAGCCCCAAAGAAGAAGGGCAUCAAGUCCUCCAUUGGUCGUUUGUUUGGCAAAAAGGAAAAGGGUCGGCCUGGACAAACUGGCAAAGAAUCACCAGGACAAGAAACCUCAUCUCAGGAUGCGUUCCGACUUAGCAAAUUGGGAGGAAAGGCUGAAAAAAAUCGAAAAUUUCAAAAAAACUCAACAGGCUCCCAGGAAGGUCCUGUGAACAAUCCCAGUACCAGUGACAGCAGGCAGGACGCGCUCCACAAAGCCCCAAAGAAGAAGAGCAUCAAGUCCUCCACUGGUCGUUUGUUUGGCAAAAAGAAAAAGGGUCCGCCUGGACAAACUGGCAAAGAAUCACCAAGACAAGGUGGGCCGGAUUUAGGCAGCUGUCCUAACUGCUGGGAUUGGGAGAGCGUGAGCUUUUUCCUAUGUACCUGCCACAGGUGUCCAGUGCCCACAAGGAAUCAUGGCGAAGGUCCUGUGAACAAUCCCAGUACCAGUGACGGCAGGCAGGACGCGCUCCACAAAGCCCCAAAGAAGAAGAGCAUCAAGUCCUCCACUGGUCGUUUGUUUGGCAAAAAGAAUAAGGUUCUGCCUGGACAAACUGGCAAAGAAUCACCAAGACAAGCUGUUGUUUCUGAAACAGAAACCUCAUCUCAGGAUGCCUUACAACUUAGCAAACUGGGAGGAAAGGAUGAAAAAAAUCAUCAACUUCAAAAACAGCCUGAGUUGCUGGAGGAAGCCCAGAGGCAAGGCUUACCAUUUUCACAGUGGGACGGGCCAACCGUGGUUGAAUGGCUGGAGCUCUGGGUUGGGAUGCCUGCUUGCUAUGUGGCUGCCUGCAGAGCAAAUGUGAAAAGUGGGGCCAUCAUGUCAGCUCUGUCAGACAGACAGAUCCAGCAAGAGAUUGGCAUCAGCCACCCUCUGCACAGACUGAAGCUGCGGCUGGCCAUCCAGGAAACCCUGUGGCUCACCAGCCCUUCGGCUCCACCCACAUUGAAAAAGACCACAGGAAAUGUCUGGUUAACACAUGAAGAGAUGGAAACACUCGCAGCCACAUCUCAGAUGGAAGAUGAGGAGGGAAGCUGGAUUCAGACACUUGCAUAUGGGGACAUGGACCACGAGUGGAUUGGCAAUGAGUGGCUGCCCAGCCUGGGCCUACCUCAGUACCGAAGCUAUUUCAUGGAGUGCCUUGUGGAUGCUCGGAUGCUGGACCACCUGACCAGGAAAGACCUGCGGGGGCGGCUGAAAAUGGUUGACAGUUUUCACAGGAACAGCUUCCAGUGUGGACUUAUGUGCCUGAAAAGGUUAAAUUAUGAUCGUAAAGAACUGGAAAGAAGAAGAGAAGAAAGUCAGCAUGUAGUUAAAGAUGUGCUUGUUUGGAGCAAUGAUCGAGUGAUUCGCUGGGUCAUAUCCAUUGGCCUUAAAGAAUAUGCAAACAACCUCAUAGAGAGUGGGGUUCAUGGCGCACAGCUGGCCUUAGAUGAAGCCUUCGAUUACAACACAUUGGCCCUGUUGUUACAGAUCCCGACAGAGAACAGAAAGGCUCGAAAUGUCUUGGACAAAGAAUUUGCCGACCUUUUGGUCCUUGGGACUGUCAGACGUUUUGAUGUUGAGCAUGACAAACACUUUAGGAGAGCACCUUCAUGGAGAGAGAAGGUUAGAGAAAAGGCCAUUCAUGGCGUGGCAACUGGGUCAUCAGAGACACUCCCUGCAAACUUCCGAGUCUCUUCUUCCAAGUCUUCCCACUCUGUGCAGCCCAAUGAGAUCCAGAUGGAUGUGUUAUCUUUCCAUAUACUUACCUUGUGCCACCUGAAGAGGGACAGGGAAGAAGGCAGAAGCCUUGUGGAGACCGCUAGGGCAGCCCUGCUGCCUUCUCAGUGAGAGAUGGCAAGGCAUUGACCUUUCCAGUGCAGUCGGGAUGGCCCUUAUGUAACUGCUGACUGAAGAGUGCAGUUGGCUGAGAGGAGACCUUGAGUCCCUGCCCACCUAGUAAAAGGCACUGAUAGGGUCCUGAGAGAGCCCACAUCCACAUCCAGCUCUUGUGGUAGCAGGGACAUGACCUUGAGCAAGUCAUGCAGCUGUGCUGUGCCUCAGUUUCCAUAUCUGUAACUUGGGCAUCAUAGUAAUGUGAUUUUGAUGCUUCAAUGUGUCAUGUGGGUGAAGCUGAUGGAGUCCUGAGCCUCGUGCAUUGCUGACAAUCUCAGUGUUAGGUGGAGACUUCAUUCCUUCUCAUUCCUGAUGUACAUGGUUGUGCUGUAUAAACUGUACCAGUGGGGUUGUUACAAGUUUCCUGUUGUUAGCCCCCUGUGUAGGUAGUUUUCCUUUUUUCUCUUUCUUGCCUGUAUGAAAAUCAGAGAAAAAUACAUUUAUAUAAACUUUUUAAAGCUGAACACUUUCCAGUGUGUCUUUUAACUAGUAAGUUCUUAAGAAUUAACACUUUCUCCCUCAAGGUGUCUUACAAAUGUUGGCAAGGCAUGGAAGUGCAUGCCUGUAAUUCCAGUACUUGGGAGGCUCAGGCAGGAAAAUCAUGAAUCUGAGAUGUAUGUGAAUCAUAAAUCCAGGUUAAGGCUAUACUGAGCUUCAUAGGAAGACCUUGUAUCAUAAAUAAAAUAGAUAAGUAAGUAAGCUGUGACGGGCCUUGAGCUUAAUUUCCAUUGGCUUACUAAAUAGUCUAAAUGAGUACUCUGUUGUUUUCCCUGUACCUUCAAUUUCUGUUUCACUAUAAGAAUCACAUUUUCUCUCUGAACAUUGCAAGCAAUAUUAACAUAGCUGGGUGUGGAGAUCACCUGUAAUCCCGGCACUGGGGAAGCUAAGGCAGGAAGGUUGCUGAGAGCUCAGUACCAGCCUCGAAUUCACAGGGAUUGUAGGGCCAGUGUGAACUACACAGGGAGACCUUGUUUCAACAAAACAAAACAAAAAUAAAGGGUAGUAUUAAUGAG
Cavia porcellus (domestic guinea pig) is the source of this 4129-nucleotide messenger RNA. Its product is annotated as liprin-alpha-1-like. The coding region runs from base 246 to 3071 and encodes 941 amino acids. Gene Ontology annotation, cellular component: presynaptic active zone. Lineage: Eukaryota; Metazoa; Chordata; Mammalia; Rodentia; Caviidae. Gene Ontology annotation, molecular function: protein binding. Gene Ontology annotation, biological process: synapse organization. The transcript has 22 exons. The record is from RefSeq and is a predicted model, not a curated record.